AGGCUCCUAAGAUCACUGUCACAGUGUGUCUGUGUGUGCACGCAAAAGCAAGGAAGGCUGUGUCUUUCAGGUUUGGUCAAGUAUAUAUCUAAACAAACUCAUCAUGACUGCAGUCUAUCGUUUGGUCAUCGUGCGUCAUGGAGAGAGUAGCUGGAACCAGGAGAACCGUUUCUGUGGCUGGUUUGAUGCAGAUCUCAGUGAGAAAGGAGUGGAGGAAGCCAAGCGUGGUGCUCUUGCCAUCAAGGAUGCAGGCCUGAAGUUUGACAUAUGCUAUACCUCCGUGCUGAAGCGUGCUAUCAAGACCUUGUGGACCAUCAUGGAAGGCACAGACCAGAUGUGGCUGCCCGUUGUACGAACAUGGCGCCUAAAUGAGCGCCACUAUGGUGGACUGACCGGCCUAAACAAGGCUGAGACGGCAGCCAAACAUGGAGAGGAGCAAGUAAAGAUCUGGAGACGCUCAUUCGACAUCCCACCUCCACCCAUGGAUAAAGACCAUCCCUACAACAAGAUCAUCAGUGAGUCUAGGCGAUAUAAAGGUCUGAAGGAGGGCGAGCUGCCCACCUGCGAGAGUUUGAAAGACACCAUUGCACGUGCCCUGCCCUUCUGGAAUGAGGUCAUUGUCCCUGAAAUCAAAGCCGGCAAAAACGUACUUAUUGCAGCUCACGGAAACAGUUUGCGUGGUAUUGUCAAGCACUUAGAGGGCAUGUCUGAUGCCGCCAUCAUGGAGCUUAACUUGCCCACUGGCAUUCCCAUUGUCUAUGAGCUGGACAGUGACCUGAAGCCUGUGAAGCCCAUGCAGUUCCUUGGGGAUGAAGAGACUGUCCGUAAGGCCAUGGAAGCUGUAGCUGCCCAGGGCAAAGUAAAGAAGUAAAACCAGACAAGGUUGCAAAGACUGAACCUACUCAAGACUUCCCCUUCUCACCUGAUACCACUCAGCAUGCUCAACUCAACUAAACAUCAUUCCACCAUCGGAGAACACUCACACCCCUUUAAAACAUAACAUAGUAGUGGUUCUCAUUGGGUUCUUCAGCAAACCUUAUUAAAACUUUUUUUUUUAAACAUUGUCCUCACAUUUUCCCCACUUUAUCUAAAUAAAAUCACCAUUUUGUGUAA
Messenger RNA from Silurus meridionalis, 1113 nucleotides. RefSeq names its product phosphoglycerate mutase 2 (muscle) (gene pgam2). Lineage: Eukaryota; Metazoa; Chordata; Actinopteri; Siluriformes; Siluridae. Gene Ontology annotation, molecular function: intramolecular phosphotransferase activity. Bases 104 to 871 code for a protein of 255 amino acids. The record is from RefSeq and is a predicted model, not a curated record. Gene Ontology annotation, biological process: glycolytic process. The transcript has 3 exons.